Molecule: messenger RNA, 1806 nt
Organism: Neltuma alba
Lineage: Eukaryota; Viridiplantae; Streptophyta; Magnoliopsida; Fabales; Fabaceae
Product: F-box protein At1g70590-like
Exons: 4
Coding region: 113-1210 (365 amino acids)
Molecular function (GO): protein binding
Source: RefSeq, a predicted model, not a curated record
AUUACCGACGUCGUUUCGUCUGUCACCCAAUCUGUUCCGUUCGUCCCGUCCUUAACGAAUCAGUGGCUUCUUCAGUUCCUUUGUCGGAGCCCUGGGACACCAAGAAACGAAGAUGAAGCACAGAACAUGGCCUUCUCGCUCUGGGGUCUCUCGUUUCUCAUCUCUUCCAUUUCCUAAUAUGAUCAACUCUGAUGUUUCCACUAAAAAUUCUACCUCGAAAACCCCUUUCAAAGCAUCGGCUUACUCAGGUCGCUCAACUCGGCUCUGCUCAAGGGCAUCAUCAGUGUCUGCUCCAUCAGGAUCUUCAUCACGUGAUGCCGAUUUCUCUGCCCUCCCCUAUGACAUUCUUGCGAAAAUCGCCGCUUCCUUUACCCUCCCGAACCUUCAAGCGGCGUCUCUGGUUUGUCGGUCGUGGUCGGAGGCGCUUAAGCCGUUGAGGGAGGCGAUGCGUCUUCUGAGUUGGGGAAAGAGAUUCAAGCAUGGAAAGAGAUGCGUUCGUCCGAAUAUAGACAAGGCCCUAGAUUCUUUCCUGAAAGCUGCGGCUCGGGGCUCCGCUCUGGCUAUGGUUGAUGCGGGUCUGAUUUACUGGCAGAUGGGCGAGAAGGAGAAGGCAAUUGUUUUGUAUCAGAGAGCUGCUGAACUCGGAGACCCAGCUGGCCAGUGCAAUUUGGGAAUUUCCUAUUUGCAAGCUGAACCUCCAAAAACUAAGGAAGCCUUAAAAUGGUUAUACAAAGCUUCAAUUGGUGGGAAUGCCCGUGCUCAAUACCAACUGGGGCUUUGCCUUCAUCGAGGUCACAAGGUCAAUUGCAACAUAAGAGAAGCUGCUAAAUGGUAUUUGAAAGCUGCAGAAGGAGGGUAUGUGCGUGCAAUGUACAAUAUCUCCUUAUGCUACUCCUCCGGUGAAGGUUUGGCACAUAAUCAUCAGCUUGCAAGAAAAUGGAUGAAGCGGGCUGCAGAUCAUGGUCACAGUAAAGCUCAAUUCGAGCAUGGACUUUCUCUCUUUUCUAUUAUACAUGAUUCUAACAGAGAUGUUGCAUCUGAACAGGAGGGUGACUCGAUGAAAGCUGUGGUAUACCUAGAACUUGCCACACGUGCUGGUGAAAGAGCCGCCGCUCGUGUCAAGAAUGUAGUUCUACAGAGGCUUUCAUUGCCUUCACGGGAUCACGCCAUGCAUCUUGCUGACAGGUGGCGUGCUUUGCCUUCAUGUUGACUUGUCAUGCAUUCCUGGCAAAGAGUCUCAUAUUCCCCUUGCCUUGACUACUGAUGUUGCAACUUCUUGACAAUGGACUCGACAAAGCAAGCCAGAAAAUGGGCUAAAAAAAGGAACUGACUAGGAUGCCAUUCCUACAAAUUUUGAAAGUAGUGCCAUAGUGGUCUUCCUUUAUGAAAUAACCUAGCUUGUGCUUGUAGCUCUGAAAGCAAACAAUAGAUGGUAAGAUUAUACAAGGCCACCCUUCGGACUAGUUUUGGGGUCCCUAGAAGUCACAGAACUUGUUCGUUAAUGCCUCCAAUUCAGCAGCCAUGUUCCUUUUGGAGCACGACGCCCCCUGUGGAAUUUUGAAGAAAACAACUGUCUGGGUAGGUUAUAAGCUUUCGUGUCAGGUAGGGCAGUUCUAACCAAUACUGUAGUGUGAUAAAACUAAGGGCGACGAUGCUGGUAUAUGUAACAUUUGGGUCAUCUGAUUGUAAUAUAUGCUGAUUUUCCCUGAGCUUUUCCUCCUUCUCAUAAAAGCUGUAGUGAAUUAUAUGAUGCCAAUUUCUCUUAUGGAUGGACAAAUUGGUAGAAUGCAUUUUGAGAGAUGAUUA